AUUUUUUGCGAUCAGCGUGUAAAUACACUCCGUUUUUGUUGCCCGGAUCCAAAAUCCUCCAUGUAAAUUGCGUUUGCGAUCUAAUUAUGAACUGCUAUUCGUGAUGAUGCUCUGCGUUAAACACGGCAGGAGGUACAGCGUCUCGUUGCUGUUUAAUCUGAUUCCGAGAGCUCUUUACUCGCGUCGCAGUGACCGAAGCACGAGUUCCUACAAGAUUGUCAAAUCUAAUGGCGAUUCCUUGGACGAUAUUGACAACAGCGUUUUGGGUGUCAACUCCAACUGGGAAUUGUUAACGCCAAGGGGUUUUAGAUUUUAUCUUCCUGGAAGUAUAGGACCUGCUUGGCUAGAUGCUACUACCACUGCUCAAGUUAAGACUCAGUUCGUUAAACUGUGUGAUAAAGAAGAGUUUAUGGAGCCAUUGAACAAUAAAAAUGAAUAUCAAAAAGAUAUAGAAAAUUGGAAGAAUAUACAGCCGACAUUGGACUGUGUGGCUCAGGAGUGUCCUAUUCUUCUACGAAAAAGUAUAGAAGAACUAUUUCCGGGAUGCUUAGAUGUGACUAUGUCACAUCUCACUAUUAUAACUAUUAGUCAGAAAGCAAAUCUUAAGUCGAUGAGAUGGCGUAAAGAAACAGAAACAGAAAAACUUGCCAAAUAUUUUGUUUUAGCAGCCUCCGAUAUAUGUACAAAACUCAAAAUAGUCGGUUACUGGGCAGACUUUAUAAAUCCUUUCAGUGGACAACCCUACUUGAGUCCAAGAAAGGGCGCCAAUCUGUACGAAACCGAUGAACGAUUUCGCUGCAUAGGAUUUAAAGUACAACAGAGGAACAAUUGCAGAAUUAUUGUUUCUGAUAGUAGUCUACAAAAUUUUAUUGGAAGUCUUUAUACUACAGCGCCUGCAAGCACAGAAUUUUUAAAACAAAUAAUAAACGUUGAUAACGAGGAUCAAUAAAUAUGUGUAUACAAAAAA
This is a messenger RNA of Acromyrmex echinatior (Panamanian leafcutter ant), 967 nucleotides long. Its product is annotated as cobalamin trafficking protein CblD. Gene Ontology annotation, biological process: cobalamin metabolic process. Gene Ontology annotation, cellular component: mitochondrion. NCBI's taxonomy places the organism in Eukaryota, Metazoa, Arthropoda, Insecta, Hymenoptera, Formicidae. The record is from RefSeq and is a predicted model, not a curated record.